Messenger RNA from Parnassius apollo (apollo), 4401 nucleotides. NCBI's taxonomy places the organism in Eukaryota, Metazoa, Arthropoda, Insecta, Lepidoptera, Papilionidae. The record is from the annotation of a GenBank genome assembly.
AUGUUCAAAAAGCUUAAAGAUAAGUUAGCUGAGGAGGUGAAAUCAUCGCCUCAAAGAAUUCAACAAUUUGCUCAAGCUGCUCAGGCUGUUGUAACAUCAGCAUCUAGCAGCAUUACUGAUAUUACAAAUAAUGACCUGUUUUCUAUUGGAGAUAAUGAUGGUACCAACAGAAGUCCAGAAUCAUCUAAUAACAGUAAAAGAAAUACAAUUCAUGAGGUAUCCCCUGUACAGCAAGGAUCCUUGCCUCUUGGAUCUGAAACACCAGACACUUCAUUCGGUCAUGAGGAAACUACAAGGCACAGAAGAUUGUCUAACAGCUCAUUUGCAAGUGAUAUAUCAUUUAGAUUACCAACAUAUGAGAGUCCUUCGAUGUAUCAUCUUCAGUCUGACAUGGAUGUUUCUGCUAGUGAAGCAGAAGAAAAGGGUUUCAGUGGAGGCGCAGUAAAUUUAGACAGAGUCACAAAAGACCAGCUGUUUCUUGCUUACAAAAGAACGCAAGAUCGCUGCAGAAAAUAUAAAACCCAAUAUGCUGAUUUAGCCCGACAUUAUAAACUGCUAGAGAGAGAAAACGCAAAAGCAAGGAAUGUUUUAGUUGAAACUCAAGACAAGGCUUUGAGGAGAAUAUCAGAGCUAAGAGAGCAAUGUACUUUGGAACAAGGUGCAAAGGCACAUCUUGAAAAAGCCAUGCGUGAUGAAAUAGAAGAAAAAAAUAUAAAAAUAGACACGUUAAAUACCAAACUUAAACUUAUACAAAACAACGCAAAAAUUAAUAAUGAUUUAUUAGAUGAGGUUAGUAAAAAAAAUAAUGAAAGUGAUGGUCACUCACAAUUAAUUGAUUUAGCUAUUGAAGAAAAAGAAGAAAAUAAGAACGAAUCAAUAACGUCAGAAGUUACUAUUCUUAAUAAUAAAGUAUCGAAAAUGGAAGAAUUAUUGAACAAAUAUAAAGAGUCUCUCAAGAUAUGUAAGGAAAAGAAUGCACAAAUAAUGGGUGAGCAGCAAAUUUUGGCAACUGACUUAGAAAAUAAACAAAAAGAAAUUGAUCAAUUGAAAGCGGUAAACAUAUCAUUAAUUGAUACCAAACAAACAAUAGAUGAUUUGAAUAAUUUCAUUGAAGAUUUGCAAAGUAAACAUACUGCUUUUGAAUUUGGAAAAAAUAAAGAAAUUUCAGUCCUAAAACUAGACCUUGAUCAAGCUCAUAAUGAAAUAAUGCAGUUAAAGAAUAAAAUUGAAGUUUUAAGUAAGAGAGAGGAAGAAUAUGCUAUUUCAUUAGCAGAAAAUAAAUUAAGCAUUCAUAAAGAGCUUGAGAAUAAAGAAGCUGAAAUAAAAUCUCUUAAAGAUAAUUUGGCUAGUUCUCAAAAUGAAAUCCAGUCUUUGAAUAUUGUUGUAAGUGAUUAUAAAAAAAAUUAUUCUUUAUUAGAAGAGGAGCGAUCCAGAUUUAAUAACAAUUUAAAUGAAUAUAAUUUGGCUAAAAUCAAAAUAAAACAAUUAGAACAGCAAUUAGACGAUUCAACAAAAAAAUAUCAGUUGCUAGAAAAUUCUAAAAUAAAAUUAGAUGAAGAAUAUAAAUGCUUACAGUUACAAUUAAAGCAAGAGACUGCAGAGAAACUUGCAAUGAUAGAUAGAAAUCUCUAUUUGGAAAAUAGGAACACACAGCUUUCUGAGGAAAGUUUAAAAAAAAGUUCACAGAUUAAUAAAUUAGAAAGUGAAAUUAAGUUACUUUAUAAUAACAAAGAAUCCCAAAAUGUUUCUGUGUUAGAUAAUCACAGUGAAAAUCCAGAAAUAAUAGCUGAAGUGAACAACUGGAAAACAAAAUAUGAGCAUUUGGAGUUUGAAAUACAAGAAAAGCGCGAGGAAUUAUUGGAAAAACAAAAAAAGAUUGAAAAGCUUCUUUGUGAUGUUGAAUCACUAGAGAAUGAAAACCUUCAAUUACAUACACAAUUGUCAGAUAUGGAUUCUAGAAAUAACGUGGUACAAGAACAAUAUCAACAAAUGAAAACAUUAUAUGAUAACAUAUUGAAAAAAGUAAAGCUUUUGCGAGAAGAUAUCCUUCUCAUAAAACAAGAAACAAAAUUGUCUAUUGACGAGGUCAGUUGUGAUAUAAAUGAAACGUUUAAGGAAGAACUUAAAACAUUAAUAAGUAAAGUAGUAAAUAAAAGUAAUGAAAAAUGCAGUCAACUCAAAUGUAAUAAUGAGCUAUUAAAAAAACAAUUAAAUGAUGUUACUUCAAAUUUACAAUUGAAAAUAAAGGAAGUUGAUGAUCUACAAAUAAAAUUGCAACAAGAAAUAACAGAACAUGAUAAAAUAAAACAAACAUUAGAGAACAAUCUAGAACAACAUAAUGUUUUGCAACAAAAAAUGUUUGAUUUAAAGAACGAAAAUAAAAAUUUAAAUGAUUCACUACAAUUUGACACUAUUGAAAAAACUACAUUAGCAGAAAAACUUAAGCAGAAGGAAGAAGAAAAUACAGAAUUAUUCCAAAAAAUCCUGGAUUUAGAAUCAAAAAUAAAAUUAAAUGUAGAUUCUGAACUAAAUUAUAUUAAAAUAUCAAAAGAAACUGAGGAAUUAUUGGAUAAAUUGAAAAUAUGUGAAAAAUUAAAAAUAACAACAGAAAAUGAAUUGCAGAUCUUAAAACUAAAGAUUGAAGAAUGUGAACAAGAUAGAAUUAGUUUACAAAGGGAAAACACGCAAUUACUUGAAAAUAAUAAACGAAUGGAAAACGCAAAUGGUGAACUUCUUAUACAAAUAAAUAAUUUAACAAAGAAAAUGAAUGAUAAUGAAGAGUUGUCUGUUCAACUAAGAAGAGAAAAUGAAAAACUGCUUAAUGAUUUAAAACGUACAGAAAAACGAAAUUCUGAAUCUGCAGUGCUAUAUCAAAAUUUGAUUGACAAAAUUAAAGGUAUAGAAAUAAAAACCCAUGAAAUGAAGAAGGAACAAAGCAUUUUAGAAGAUAAAAUAAUUUUAAUUCAAGAUGCUAAAGCUGCAAUAGAAACGGAUUAUAAAAAUUUACAAAACCAAAUAGAACAAUUAAAAACAAAAAAUACCUUACUAGAAACCGAAAAUAAAGAGCUAAAUAGUAAAAUUAAAAUAAUGACAAAAGAAUGUUUUGAAAAUGAAACCAUUCUUAAUGAACUAACUAAAAUUAAGGACAGCAAUGUAUACUUGCAAGAAAAAGUGAAUAUUAUAAAGAAACAAAAAGAGCACGACUUAAUAAAUAUUGAAGCUUUACAGCAAGAAAAUGUAGAUUUAAAGAAAAAAGUAGAUUAUCACGAAGAAAAUAUUUUACGCACACAGGAGCUAGAAAAAGAAUUAAUAUUAUUAAAAAAAGAAAAUGAAACUCUUAAAAUUCAAUUGGAAACUAAUUUAAGCAAUAUUAAGAUAUUUGAAAAUGAAAUGAAACAGAUACGUGAUUCACAUAGUGAGAUUGAAAAGGAAAAGGAUAAUUUGAAUUCUAUAAUUAAAAAAAUAGAAAAUAGUCAGCUUAAUGCUAAACUAUCAAGUACGUUGGAUAUUGCACACACACAAACAAGCAAUGAUAAUAUAGCUGAAGAAAGUGAUGAAAAAAUUGUCCCUUCAAAAAUAACAACAAAUAGUAGUGUUCAAACUAGCAAUGAUGAGUUGCAUUUUAAAAUUGAUCCAGAAAAUUUAGAAACUAGUUCUAUAAGUCAUGAUUAUACAUUACUCAAAGAGGAAAACAGACGCCUACGUUCUGACAUUGAAGGGCUACAAACAUACUUAGCGAAAAUUUCAAAAGAUAAUAGCCUUUUAAAUGAUAAAUUGAGAGAAGUUAUCACGUCAAAUGAUAUUUUCGCAGAUCAAAGUGAGGUAUCGCAAUAUGAUAUAGAAACACUUAAAAAUGAAAUUCAGUCCGGAAAAGAUAAAAUAGACAAUUUAAUAAGAGAAAAUACAUUACUAGUAGAAGAAAAUUUGGAACUGAAAGAUCAAAUUAGUUUUCAAAGUACUUAUAAACCAUCGCUAUUUGAGCCGACCGAGAGUAAUGAGAAUAUUGUCAAUAUUAAGAAAAUGUAUGACAGUGCUGUAGAUAGUAAAAAUUAUCUAGAAAUAAGAGUUAAAGAAUUAGAACACAUGAAUUUGUCAAUAAAUAGUAAUAUGCAAGAAAUGCAAGUUAAUAAUGAAAAAUUAAAGCACUCAAAUGAAAAAUUAGAAAGGAGUUUGGACGAAGCUCUGGUUAGCUUAAGACAUUUACAUUCACUACAAGAAAAUACAGAAUUAGAAUAUUUACGAAAUAUUCUUUAUGAAUAUUUAACUGGUUCUGGAACACAUUCCUUAACUUUAGCAAAAGUGUUAUCAGCCGUAGUUAAGUUUAACGACUCGCAAACUGAACUUGUCCUGCAAAAAGAAAGAGAGAGACAAGGAAUAUUACGACAACUUGGUAUCAUUUGA